AUGGACGAAAAUUCUAAAAUUUCAGAAACAGCGCAAAGGAAAAUAUAUUUAACAUAUAUAGAUGGUACCGGCUUUGUUUUCAAUCGUAAGGAUUAUGUUACACUUCGAAGGAAAUAUCGUAUAAUCGGAGCGAGAAGAGAAGCUGGCUAUGCUCGUUUUACUAUUCCUGUGCGACUGACACCGCUAGAAACACGUUUGUUGGUAGAACGAGGUAUUGCUGUAUUGGUGUCCAAAAAAGAUAGAUUCUUGGGAGAAUUCUCAGUUGCUGAGCAAGAGAACGUUAAAGACCGUUUAACGCAGCACCUAAAAAAACGUAUUCGAGUUAAUAUCGCAGAAAAAACUGCAGAUAGAGAAUUAUCAGUUCCAAGAAAACAUCUGGGCAAAAGAAAACAUUUCUCAGCGACCAUAACAGCACCUUUACCUAGUAUUGAAGAAAUAAAUAAAAAGAUUACGGAAAAUGUGCAUAAUACGGAAAGAAGCUUUGUUUUAGAAGCUAGAAUUGUGAGUGUUAAAGAUAUCAACUCUUUUCAAUACCGAGUAUUUAGGGAUUUAUGGAUGCGUGGUUAUUAUAUAACUUGUGGCGAUGUAUAUGGAGGGGAUUUUGUUAUUUAUAAUGGAGAUCCCGAGCGAUAUCAUUCUUCUCAUAUCAUUAAUUUAAUAGCAGAUGGCAAAUUGCAUUAUUAUGAAAUGCGGACUAUGUCACGAAUGGCGACGGCUGUAAGAAAAAAUAGUGUAGUCGCUUAUUUAAUACAAGGAGAUGAAAACCAAGCCACUGAAUUGAAGUACUACACAUUUAAAUGGAACAGGCAGUUUUAUAAUUCACUUAAAGAAGAUAACAUUGAGUCGUCCACUGAAAAUGAAGUGUCCACUGAAAAUGAAUCGUCCACAGAAAAUUAA
Teleopsis dalmanni is the source of this 897-nucleotide messenger RNA. Its product is annotated as tRNA-splicing endonuclease subunit SEN34-like. Gene Ontology annotation, molecular function: nucleic acid binding; tRNA-intron lyase activity. NCBI's taxonomy places the organism in Eukaryota, Metazoa, Arthropoda, Insecta, Diptera, Diopsidae. Gene Ontology annotation, biological process: tRNA-type intron splice site recognition and cleavage; tRNA splicing, via endonucleolytic cleavage and ligation. The record is from RefSeq and is a predicted model, not a curated record. Bases 1 to 897 code for a protein of 298 amino acids. The transcript is spliced from 5 exons.